Poecilia reticulata (guppy) is the source of this 1194-nucleotide messenger RNA. The record is from RefSeq and is a predicted model, not a curated record. Lineage: Eukaryota; Metazoa; Chordata; Actinopteri; Cyprinodontiformes; Poeciliidae.
GCUUUUAUUUUGACGUUUGUUGGCGGAAACUAUGCGGGAUCACAUCCCGACUUGAUCAGUUUGGAGAUGAGUUGUAAUGGAUGUUGAUAAUGCCCGUUUGAAAGUGCAGCGUGGGACCGCGGUGAAAAGAUGAGGCAGUCGGUAACAUCGCGGUUGCCGGUGUAACGAGGAGGUUCGGCUCGCUUUGUGCGGUGAAUAUUUGCCGGCGAGGGUUCCAGCUGGCUGGCCGGUGUUCCUCCCAGCGGCGGGAGCGGAGCAGUUGUUCAGCCUGGAGCCGCUGAACAAAGAGCUUUUCUUCCCCGGACCAUUGUUACCGUGCAGGGCGCCUGAAACUGAUUCCGAACUGGUUUCGGACGGUUAAAGUUUGGGGCGGCCUGUGCUCCAGUCAUGACCUCUGGGAAUGGGAGCACUAACAGCAGCCAGCACAAUGGAGACGGCAAAGCAGCUCAGCAGGCCAUAGACAAGUCCCACAUCCUGACGCAUCUGAUCGAAGGCUUCGUCAUCCAGGAAGGUGCCGAGCCUUUCCCUGUGGAGCGUCCAUCUUUUUCUAUAGAGAGCCUCCGGAGACGGGCAGCAGAUUCAAAGAUGGACGGCUUAUCUUCCAAGGAGCUAAAGGCCCAACAGGAGCCCAUGUUGACCUGCGAACUGUGCGGUAAGGUGGACUUUGCCUACAUCUUUAAAAGAUCCAAGAGGUUCUGCUCCACAGUGUGUGCUAAACGCUACAAUGUGGGAUGCACAAAGAGAAUGGGUCUCUUCCCGAACCGCAGAACCAGCCUGGAGAACCUGAAGAGACGAACGUUGAAUGGGAAUUACAAAAACAGCAGCUUGGAGUCUAAAAAGAAGAUUGCUCCCUCUGCUGGUCAGAAUGUUCACCCUGCACACGGAGAGUCCAGUCAGUGUUCAGACCUGUCCGGCUACAAGGGAGUCCCGUCACCCCCCUUGUCUACGGUCCCUCGGGUUCCUGCRGUGCCGACCCCCGACCUCCCGCCGCUCCCCUACAGCUUUGUGCACAGCGAUCCGGGUCAGUGGAACAUCCAGGACGUCUACAGGUUCAUAUCCUCCCUGCCAGGUGGGUCUUUGAUAGUUUUUGUUCCACUUAGAAGAAUUACUGUGCAACAAUUGAUUUCGGNGGUCUGCAAAACAGAGCACAGAACUCCUGACAUCAUUAUUUUCAGGAUUUAUAAUAAGGCUUAA